Messenger RNA from Phytomonas sp. EM1, 2112 nucleotides. The record is from the annotation of a GenBank genome assembly. NCBI's taxonomy places the organism in Eukaryota, Euglenozoa, Kinetoplastea, Trypanosomatida, Trypanosomatidae.
AUGAAAAGGUGUCUGAUUGCUACAUGGUUUAGUAAUAGUGUAUGGUUGGCUGCAAAGAGCCCGUCUGAAGUGGUUCGUCUAAACAACGCGUUCUUUUUAUUCUCCAGACGUCAUAUUUGUGUGAAUGCGAUUCGUCUCGGUGCCACACAGCCACUUCGUUAUCCAACCAGCGUCGACGGCGAUCACGGGAUUGAAAAAAGGGAUGCCUCCUCGACACCCUUUCCGGGAAUUAAUACCCCCAACGUUGAAAAGCCCGCGGUUCAGUUGGUGGAGGAGCAGAGAGUAGCACUCGGGAAUGCCUUCGACGCCCUUUUAGAGAAUCGGCAAGCAUCGUAUCGGGAUACCGUGGUGAUUGACGCGCUUCAACCCCACCGCAUGGAAAUCAAGCGCUUGCUUUUAGAUCUCGCGAAAGGAACGCACUCGCACGAUUUGAACGAGCUGUUCUCUAGUAACCCCUCGACGAAUGGGAAAGAAUGCGUUUUAACGGUGCAUCAUAUUUCCCUGCUAAAGGAUAUCUGGUUGCAAAGACAUGAGGGAGGGGGGUCGGGGAAUGAUAGGCGGAGGGAUAUUUAUCGCUUCUAUAGCCUGCUCCUUUCCAGUGCGUUGGUCACAAGCAAUGCAGAGGUGAGGCUUGUUCUAGACGAGAUGCUAGCGAACGACGGACUUCCUCCGAAUCAUGAAAUUUACGAAUCGAUUAUGCGUUCCCUCUUGGUAAUAAAUGUUGGUCUGACUUCGAGCAUAGAGGCGGCAGGGAAUACUACAGAAGGAGAUAAACCGAGGCAAUUCAUUCUUGGGCAGCCCUGCGUGCUGGAUCGCGCGACGUCAGGAGAUCUCGCAGGCCGCUACAUGGGGCAUGCCCUCGCGCAGAUUUCCAAGAAUAACCCCAACCUCCCAUCUGGCGCUGCCGUCAGGGAAAACGACACCGAUUAUCUUCCGCUUUGGGGUGAUUUUAUGGAGCUCUGCGCGCUGACAGACGUCGCCCCUGCGCUAAUGGACCUUUGGUGGAAGAAAUUAUGCGAUUUCUGCGAUCCCGUAGGGCCUCCACACGAGACGGAGAAUCCCCUUGACGUCGCGCCGACCACAAUCGCCGCAGAAGCCACCCCUCUCCCCAGGGCGUUCAAAGGAUCUCUGCCGUAUCGCGGCGUUUACGCUGCCCUCGCGUGGUGCGUUCGCAACCACGACCUCGAGCGUUGCCUGCGUUACUUUCAUGAAGCCAACGCGCGGGGUUUAACGGGGGAUUACCCCGCCUCCACGGGCGUUCACGGCGACGUGGCGUUUUCGCUCCGCUCGCCCGGAAGUCUGACCAGGCGAAGCGUCGAUCCGGCGAUUCAGCGGCUGCAACUUCGCCUGCUCGUGAAACUCAUGGCGACGGUGAAGUCGAUUCCGAUGGACGGCGGGGUGAAGAACCUCGUCGUGGCGGACGUCCAGCGGCUGAUUGAUGCGGCCGUGCUCUUCCACGCCCCCUGGGGGGUCAUUAACGAUUUCCUCAGCGGGUUAUCCGUGCGAAGUGCGAUGCGGCUCGUCAGGCGGUGCGCGAGCGUUCACCCGACCGGGGAUGCGGCGGUGCCGUUCAGCGUGUGGGCCUCUCUUCUCCGUCGUUGCGCGCGGGCGCACCACCUGGACGAGGCGAAUUCGCUUUUUUUAUUCCUCCGCAAACGCUUCGCGCUCACGGGGGGGGAAAAGCGGGAGUUGGUGGAGAUCGUGAUGCGGAUGUACGCGACGCUGCCGACGCCGGAUUUCGCGUCGACGAUGUCGAUCUUCCUCGAGCACGUCCGGCGAACCCCGAAAGGCGAGCCCGCCGUCGCGGCCGAUCGCGGGCUGUACAACCUCCUCAUCCAGGCGGCGGAUUCGCGGAAUGCGGCGAUGAUGGUCUUCCUGGAGGCCGCCGCGGCGGGGGUCGGGAUGGAUUUCGCGACCUUUGAAACCCUCCUCGGCGGGCAUCCCUUCCGUGGGGUGGCGGGGUUGAGUCGUCGGCUCCCGCACGAUUACGCGAGCACGCGGUUCGACGCGCAGCUCCGCAUCCCCGCCGACGCCGACGCGCACCUCCGCCGCGAGGAGGCGCGGCGCGCGCGAGGGAAGGCGAUUUACGACUCCACCGGCGAUACCAGCUAA